AUGCAAACUGAAGUGGAGGUUGAUUCAGUUUUCAAUCUGUGCAACAUCAGAGGUAAAGAGGAACCCGAAGAGCGUGAGGUGGAUAAGGUGAUGUACCAUUACUGGCGACUGGUGCCCAAACAUGAAGAAGAGGUCUUCAAAUGCUGUGAACCUGUCCCUGAGCCUUCUGUGCCUUAUGUGAGAUACCCGCCUCUCCUGCGUGCGAUGAUCCUGGCCCAGCAAGCCAAGCAGCUGGGUCUAGAUACCAGCACUAUCCCAGAACCCACUCUUCCAUUGAAACUGGAUGUCCUGCUCAAUCAUGUGUACUUCAGGAGUCAGGAUGAGAAGAAGAUACAGGAGGGUACACCUGUCUGAUGCUGAGGUCCACUUCAGAGGGGUCGAGGUCAUGGUGAAGAAAUCUGAGUUGCAGUGGUCUUGAUGAACAGUUGAAAACAUGCUUCUUUUGUUCCUAAUUUGAUAGGCACUGCUUGAUGGUCAAAGACUAGUUUGUGUUUUAAUGUUUUGGUAAGACAAAAUAUAGCCUUAAGUAUUCAUCUGUCUUGCUGGGAUCAUGUGGCUAAUGACGGCAUGGAGAAAAAAAAGAGGUAUCUUUGGACAUGUGACCAAUCCCAAAUGGACAAUCCUCUGGAAAGACUGUUUUUAUUUUUGUCGUCAAGUUAAUAUCUGUGUGAUAUUCUAUAUCACAUAUAGAUUUACAUUAUGUGAGCUAAAUAUGAAGUUGUAUGCAUUAUUUGCAGAUAUAGAUUAAAAAUGGGUCAACUGAAUUUGGUCUAAAUUUGAAAAUGAAUUGUCCCACAAUUAUGCGUAAUGUCAAUG
Molecule: messenger RNA, 816 nt
Organism: Sinocyclocheilus grahami
Lineage: Eukaryota; Metazoa; Chordata; Actinopteri; Cypriniformes; Cyprinidae
Product: 28S ribosomal protein S34, mitochondrial-like
Exons: 2
Coding region: 1-354 (117 amino acids)
Cellular component (GO): mitochondrion
Molecular function (GO): structural constituent of ribosome
Source: RefSeq, a predicted model, not a curated record